AUGGCUUCUUCUUCCUCCUCUUGUCGACCAACAUAUCAAGUUUUUUUGAGUUUUAGAGGUGCAGACACUCGCCUUGGUUUCACCGCUCAUUUACUUAAACAUCUGAAAAACAAGGCAAUCAACGUCUUCUUCGAUGAAGAAAAACUGGAAAAGGGAAAGGAACUUGAACCAGAACUAUCGGCAGCAAUUGCAACAUCAAAAAUCUCAAUCAUCGUUUUAUCUGAAGAUUAUGCUUCUUCAAAUUCGUGCUUGAAAGAACUCUCCAAAAUCAUGGAAUGCAAGGUUACUAACGAACAGCUUGUGCUGCCUAUCUUCUACCAUGUCGAUCCGUCCGAUGUGCGGAAAAUUGCUGAGACUUUUAAAGGCUCUUUUGACAAGCACCAAAAAAAGGAGCCGGAUGAAGUAAUUAAUAGGUGGAAAGUUGCUUUUACUAAGGUAGGCAGCUUAGCAGGGUGGCAUAUAGAGGGAGGCCCCUUUGACAGAUCUGAACCUGAAUAUAUUGAGCUUAUCGUUCAAGAUGUUAUAAAGAAGCUAAAUCGCAUGUCUUUAUAUGAGUCUAAAGGAUUGGUUGGAAUUGAUCAUCAGAUGGAGCGUAUUAAAUCAUUAUUGUGCAUUGGUGGGGAAGACAUUCGCAUCAUAGGAAUUUGGGGAAUGGGUGGCUUGGGCAAAACAACUCUUGCUGAAGCUGUUUUUAAUGAAGUUCGAGAUCAGUUUCAAAGUUGUUGCUUCCUUCACAAUGUUAGAGAGGAGUCAGAGAAAUCUGGUGGAAUCAAGUCUCUAAGAGAUCAACUUCUUUCUGAAGUAUUAGAAGAAAAAAACCUCCAUAUAGGCACUCCCACAGUAGGAUCCACUGUCAUCAAAGAUAGACUCCAACAGAAAAAGGUUCUUGUCGUCCUUGAUGAUGUUAGUGAUUCGGAGCAACUCGAAACUUUAGUUAUUAGUCAUGAUCACUGGGGUUCUGGAAGUAGAAUCAUCGUAACAUCUAGAGAUAGACAAGUCCUUACGAAUGAAGUUGAUAGUACGUACGAGAUUCAAGGAUUAAAUGAUGGUUACUCCCUUCAACUUUUCUCUCAGCAUGCCUUCAAGCAGAAUGUUCCUCCCACUGAUUUUCCGAAUCUAUCAAACAGGAUUGUGGAAUAUGUUAAAGGCGUUCCACUUGCUCUUAAAGUCUUGGGUCGAGCACUAUAUAAAAAGAGAGCAGAUUACUGGCAGAGUCAACUAAAUAAACUUAGAGAAGUUCCUAAUAAGGUAAUUGAUACUGCACUGAGGAUUAGUUUUGACGGAUUAGAUGAUGAUGAGAAGAACAUAUUUCUUGAUAUUGCAUGUUUCUUUAAAGGAUUUGAUAAAGAAGAUGUAAUAAAAUUACUGGAUGUUUGCUAUUAUGACGGUGCUCUUUGUGGAAUAACCGUCCUCGAAGAUAGAACCCUCUUAACUCUUGCAAAAGGCAAUAAGUUGUGGAUGCAUGAUUUGAUUCAAGUGAUGGGUUGGAAUAUUGUCAGGGAGGAACCCAUUGGGGAACGUAGUAGAGUGUGGGCCUCUGAAGAUGGUUUUAAAGUUCUCAGACAUCAGAGAGUAAGAAGCUGAAUACAUUAACCUUUUCCUAAAUUAAAAUUUUAGAUGCCUAUGUAUUUAAUUUUGUGCUAAUUUUUUGCCAUUGAUCACUGUAGGAAAAUGAAGUAAUG
Molecule: messenger RNA, 1682 nt
Organism: Durio zibethinus
Lineage: Eukaryota; Viridiplantae; Streptophyta; Magnoliopsida; Malvales; Malvaceae
Source: RefSeq, a predicted model, not a curated record